AAUCUAAACCAACGCGGGCUCUCUACGAAGAGUUGAGACGCUUGGAUCAUCUUCCACACAUUCCCUGAUCCUGAAGAAGAAGAAGCCAUAGCUUGCACGAGGAAGCAGCAAAUGGAGGCGAAGAGGCCAAGGUCGGCCGCCAUGGCCGCGCUGUGCGUGCUCCUCCUCCUGGUGCUGCUGCCCGGGGAGGUGGCCGCCAAGUCCAAGUUCUGCCGGUGCUUCGACGACUGCUUCCCCGGGUGCGUGAACAAAAAGGUGCCGCACUUCCUCUGCCAACUGUUCUGCGCCAACAAGUGCAGCCCCAACACCGCCGCCGUCCGCGGCGACGCCAUGUGCAGGAUGGCCUGCAACAAGCUGAGUAUCAACAUCUGCGGCUGGUCAGCGGCGCCGGCCGAUGCAACUGACGCCCAAGUCUGCGCGCAGAACUGCAACAGGAGACUGAGCCACAUGGCCCGUACCAAUUAA
Molecule: messenger RNA, 465 nt
Organism: Aegilops tauschii subsp. strangulata
Lineage: Eukaryota; Viridiplantae; Streptophyta; Magnoliopsida; Poales; Poaceae
Source: RefSeq, a predicted model, not a curated record